GUGAAGGGCUUAUAGGUACAGGUACCCACCUGAAAUACCUAUAAGUUACUACCCAAACCCACCCCUUUUCCUUUACCAGCUAUUAAGACUGAGCGGCAAUUUGAAAUCAAUAACGUUAAAACUGGUGAUAUCCAUACAUCGGUAAUAAUGGCUUCGUCUUCGCUGGAACCUAAUAAUCUCUUCGACGUUAAGGGCCUUAUCGUCGUUGUAACAGGAGGAGGAACAGGAAUUGGUUUAAUGAUCACUCAGGCAUUGGAAAGCAAUGGUGCUAUCGUUUAUAUAGUCGGUCGUCGAAAGGAUGUCCUAGAGAAAGCUAUUAGCACCGCCAAACAUGGAAAUAUUCGCGCAAUCCAAGGUGACGUGACCAGCAAAGUAGACCUUGAGAAAAUUACGGCAGAAAUCAAGUCGGCGGUGGGCUAUGUCAAUGUGGUAAUAGCGAAUUCGGGCGUAGGGGGUCCUACGAUGGCGGGCUUGCCACCUCAAGCUAGUCUUUCGCAAUUUCGCGAUCAUCUUCUAGGUUUUGACGCUGCCGAGGUUUCUAAUACGUUUACUGUGAACUCCGUGGGUGUAUUUAAUACCGUCGUCGCCUUUCUCGAACUUCUCGACGAGGGCAACAAGCGCGGUGGGCUUAAACAGAAAAGUCAAGUCAUUGCGACAUCAAGUAUUGGCGCCUAUAACCGAAGCCCUUUCGCCAGUUACGCGUACUCGAGUUCCAAGGCCGCUGUUAUUCAUAUGAUGAAGCAAUUCGCAACUUCAUUAGUGCCAUAUGACAUCCGAGCUAACGUUAUCGCGCCCGGAAUUUACCCUAGCGAAAUGACAGAGGGAAUACAACAGAGAUUCCAACAAGAUGAGAUCCCGAAGAAUCUCAUUCCCGAACAACGGUUUGGCGACGCUGAGGAUUUUGCUGGCGCGGUCUUGUUCCUAGUUAGCCGAGCUGGCGCCUACAUCAAUGGCAAUGUACUAGUAACCGAUGGAGGACGGUUGGGAGUGGUACCGUCCGCUUAUUAGCUGAUAUGCCGAAUUUCACGAUGCAAUUAUUAGGAUGUUGUGGAGGCGAAUUUGCGUCCGAAAGAUACCGCAAAUUAGGCGUAUUUUCAAAGUCUCCACGAUUCAUACUCGAUCAAAAUAUUUUAAUUUUUUUCCAAAA
This is a messenger RNA of Hypoxylon trugodes, 1147 nucleotides long. RefSeq names its product NAD(P)-binding protein. Gene Ontology annotation, molecular function: oxidoreductase activity. Bases 148 to 1008 code for a protein of 286 amino acids. The record is from RefSeq and is a predicted model, not a curated record. The transcript is spliced from 4 exons. NCBI's taxonomy places the organism in Eukaryota, Fungi, Ascomycota, Sordariomycetes, Xylariales, Hypoxylaceae.